Molecule: messenger RNA, 4647 nt
Organism: Aspergillus affinis
Lineage: Eukaryota; Fungi; Ascomycota; Eurotiomycetes; Eurotiales; Aspergillaceae
Product: asparaginyl-tRNA synthetase Slm5
Exons: 6
Coding region: 1-4647 (1548 amino acids)
Biological process (GO): asparaginyl-tRNA aminoacylation
Cellular component (GO): mitochondrion
Molecular function (GO): RNA binding; asparagine-tRNA ligase activity; ATP binding
Source: RefSeq, a predicted model, not a curated record
AUGUUGAAACCUUUCCAGAUCAGGGAUCUUCAUCGGUGUCCCUCUUCCUCGCAGGACAAUGGAGAGCCGAGCAGCGAUAUCCUCCAAGACAUUCCGCCUAGUCCACACCGUCCGGGUAUCGUCGCUAUCUCGGCAUCGCAGUACAACGACAUAGCUUCUUCUCAUCCCCACGCUCGCUUGACUUACAUUGAUGAUGAUGAUGGAGAGCUUAUCACGGUUGGAUCUUCUCUCGAACUUUCGCAACGUCUGGACGAGCCGGUUCCCGCCUCAACUGACCCAUACCUAAACUCGCAACCCUCAGACCUCGAUCCGAUGCACAUAUUCGACAUCCGGCGCUCGACCCCGGUAAUCGAGUUGUGGAAAAAGCACGAAUACAACCCCUUCAAGGAGAAUGUCCCGGCCACAAACCAUACUAGUGUGGCAUCACCAACUAGCGAACCAUCUCUUCCCGGCGUCGAGAAUGACGGAGAGAGGACGCAAGGCGAUAAUGGAGCUACUGCUCCUAAUGUGCGGGAUGAAGCUGAACCACUCAUGGCUGCAUUCGAAGCCGAAAUGGCCAAGAUUCUCAGCGCCUCGGAGACGCUUAACGAGAACACUGCUCAUCAAGAAGAUAUAGUCCCCUCGACGGAAGACCAGAACAGGACGACAGCCGACAGGCUCCAAAUACCCACCGAAAGCUUCAUCAAUGCCAUGCAGAACUUGGUUCAUGGAGCCGAAACCCUGAGUUCUGGAGUUAGAUCUAGACUGCCAGAGAUCGAGCGACAGUUCCAAAAUGCUCAAAGAGCGCUUCCAGGCCCCGUUGGCUCCUCCAUGCAAGUGGCGCUCACAGCACUGGAAGGUCAAGCGAGAAAUCUGGUCAGUGCAAUUAAUAAUGCUUCGACUGCUGGAGGACAAAGUCCAGCAAACCUCUUCCCGAGAGAGUUGCCGACCGCCGCUAAUACUGUGGAGAGUCUACGAAGUAUGGCGUCCGAGCUUGGCCAUAUGGGACAUACUUUGUUUGAAGCAUUCGAAAACGAGCUUGGAUGUAACACACAAGGAUCUCAGAAUCAAGCGCCAUCUGCCGCGACCGCGUCGUCUGUGACCGAUGCUGCGGGUCCAGCACUUGCAGAUGACAAUGAUACCCGAACUGAGAAUGCACCCAACGCAACCGAUGCCAACCCUACCACCGCCCCUACAGUUGUGAACUUAGAAAAUGAAAAGGAACCGACGAGCUCGGAUAAAGCAGAGGUUUCACCGGAGCCUGUCCCUGCACAAGAGCCCGCAGACGCGGAGCCCGUUUCACAACCUCCGCAUCACAACGAAGGCGCUCGCUCGCGCCAAUCCGUACCACCCGGCGCAUUCUCAUCCCAUUAUAACGUGUGGUCAUCUGCCCACGGCCCAUUUGGCCCACCACCUCAUCGACCGCGUGGACAUCAUCACAUCCCCGGCGCUUUCCCACCGCAUCCGCCGCCGCCGCCUCAUUUCCCCCCUCCUGGGAUGGGCUGGCCUUUCGUCGGUCCCUCACACGGCCACCCCAGGGCGCCUUUUGCUCCUCCUCCUCCUCCCCCUCCUUUCUCAGGCCCCCCUCGACCUCACAGGUCUUUGCAUCAGUUCCCCUUUAAUCCCCGGCCUUAUAGAGCUUUUAGCGAUCUGUACUCUGCGGCCCCUUCUCACGCAGAAACAUCGAAUCGUUCGUCGCCAGGUCGCUCUGCACAAACAGCAUUGUUCAUCGGCAAUGUCGGGUUCAACGUUAAUGACAAGAUGAUCCGCGAUGUGUUUGCUGCAAAAGGAUUUCUGGUUGAUGUGUACCUUCCGUUGGACUCGGUCACGCAAAAGCAUGCAGGUUUCGGUUAUUUGCAUUUCCCUUCGGUUCAUGCAGCAAAGGCAGCAUUACAUGGCCUCCAGGGCACCCUGAUCGACGGACAUUCAAUCAAUCUUGAGUUCAGCGAUCCGUCACCGUUUACGGUAUUGAACGCAGCCAACGAACCUCAACAACCAUCGGUUUCCCGCCAUGCGCCAAGUCCCUCGGAGCUUCAAACCUCGCAACGAGUGGUGGAGCCCCCAUCUGAGCAACGACCUGCCAACAAUGGUAAGUCAUUGCCUCUCAGUGUAGCAGAUAUGUGCUCUGUCAACGGCAACGCCCGGAACGAGUCGGCCAAGCCGAACGAUUCGGACAGCUCUGAGCGACUCAACGCACUUUAUCCUUCACUUGUGCCCCAGAGCGUCUCGCAACGCUCUGAUACCAACGCUACUAAGUCUCCCUCGGACCUCAUUCGACCAAUGGAAUGGGAGAGCCGAUUCCCCCCUAUCUCUCAGCUGGAUGCACUUUUCUUGACUAAGCAGCGUCGAGAAGGAGACUCUACUCACAGCUCAUUGUCUCGAACCGAACCGACUGCUAAUCAAGGGCCCGUUGUUGGUCGGUCUGUAUCUCCUAACAUUCCGGGCGCCUUCCCAGAAGCUCAGAAGUCAUCUUUGACGGCAGCCUCAUCAACGAGCCCCCAGCAAACCAACAAUCAGAACACAAGUGCCGAACCUCAUUGCUCGCGUCGCUCAAAGACUGUGAGGACCCUCAACCCUUCUCGGAGACACUCUGGUCCCUGGGAGUCCAUCGCGGAAGGACCAUGCUCCGACAGAUCGCUGAGACGGCGGGCCACUGAGCGUUCUUCGCUUCGUUCAGGCUGGUCCUCGCAUCCCCAUACUGGCAACGCCAGGCUGUCAAGUGUUCAUCCCGCCCAGGCAGAUGUGCCCCAUCGGUUUGAUGCUAGACAGCGCAGUAUUGCGGACUGCGUUUCGACCUUAGCCAGACUAGGCUACGGAAGCUCCGAGGAGGGUGGGCUGCAGCGCAUUGGCGUGUAUGCAGCCGCCGCUGAUGGCAGGGUCUCUGAUGCAAUCGAUAUGAUUGAGGAGGAGCGCAAGGCGUAUGCGCAGCGACUCAAGGCGGAGGAGCUGAAUCAUCGGCGGAGGCCGCGAGACUGCGCCGGAAUUCUUCCUCGGGCCCGCGAUCCGAUCAUCAACAUUUCACCUCCAGCGCCACGCAAGAGCUCGGUGCUGCUCUUCUUUUACGCGAGAGAUGCAGACAUGGCGAAGGGCUUUUGCUACGUGCUCCAGAAGGGCCACAACGGGUCCUCCAGUCUUGAGGAUCAGGAGAUCAAAUUGAACGGCUUUGUCCGGUCGGUUCGCAAGCAGAAACGCUUUGCCUUCGCACAAAUAACCGAUGGAUCGACCGUCGAGCCUGUGCAGGCCUUCUUGAAACCAGCGCAGGCGGCAGACUUGACUACAGGGACCGCUGUCGAGAUAUCAGGGGUCUGGAAAGCCUGUCCACCUGGCAAGGAGCAGAGCCAUGAGCUGCAAACCACGACUGUGAAUGUCGUCGGUGAGGCAGACCCCGAGACAUAUCCCAUCCAAAAGAAGUACCAUACCCCCGAAUUCCUACGCCAGGUUCCUCACCUCCGUCUUCGAACCCCGUUCAACUCCCUCCUCUCGCGUUUCCGCUCUGAAUGCCUCUACCACCUCGGGAAUACCUUUCGCGAAGCGCCCAAUGGCGGGUUCGUCCAGGUCCACCCACCGCUGAUUACAUCGUCGGACUGCGAAGGUGCCGGGGAGACAUUUACGGUCGUGCCUCGAGGGGAGGCGACGACGACGACAACGCAACCGGACAGCGAGCAUUUCUUUCGGGCGCCGAAAUACCUGACCGUGUCAUCGCAGCUGCACCUGGAGGCCUACGCGGCGGAGCUCGGGAACGUCUGGACCAUGUCGCCCAUGUUCCGGGCAGAGAAGAGCGAUACGCCGCGCCAUCUCAGCGAGUUCUACAUGUUGGAAGCGGAGAUGAAUUUCAUGCCGGACCUGGACUCGCUGACCGACUCCGUGGAGCAUAUCCUACGCGACGUGACGCGACGGCUAUACGAUAGUCCUGUGGGCCAGGAGAUCCUCUCGGCGAAGCGAUCGGGCGAGCCAGGCCAGGCGCAGGAGCAGACGCAGACAGACGGAACCACCACCACCAGCCCGGCUCUACGACAGCGAUGGCAAGAUCUGAUGGACGGGCCGAAAUGGGCUCGCAUGACCUACACGCAGGUGAUCGAGCAGCUCCAAGACGCCGUCGCCAAGGGAACCGCGUCGUUCGAGUACGCGCCCAUCUGGACCGACGGACUCCAGCUCGAGCACGAGAAGUACAUCGUCGACGAGAUCUGCGGCGGCCGUCCCGUCUUCGUCACUGACUACCCCAAGUCCGUGAAGCCUUUCUACAUGGCACCGUCCGACAUCACUACCACCAGCACCACUACCCCCAACGAAACCGUCGCCUGCUUCGACCUCCUCCUCCCAGAAGUCAGCGAAGUAGCCGGCGGCUCUCUCCGCGAGCACCGUCUGCCCAACCUCAUCCAGAACAUGCGCGAACACGGCCUCAUCAAAUCCGAGCAACCAGCAGCGGUAGCGUCGGAAACAGCCGGCACCACCGACCCAGCGGCGACAGACAAGCCUCUCUACCCUUAUCUUCAGCCCGGCGAGGACCUCUCGCAUCUUGAAUGGUACGCUGACUUGCGACGGUGGGGCACAGCGCCUCACGGAGGCUUCGGAAUGGGAUUUGAUCGCUUCUUGAGCUAUUUGGCGGGUGUUUCCAGUGUUCGGGAUGUGGUGGCGUUUCCGCGAUACUUUGGCCGCGCGGAUUGUUAA